GGCGCCCCUUAGCGGUGACUGUGAUAGUUAAUCUGAUUUUUGUUGUAAAUAACAAGAGGCAAAUAAUCAAAAAAUACAAAUACCUAAAAUUUGAAUCGUACAAAAAUAUGUGUUGAAGGCUGCUUUUAAUUCGUGCUGGAUUAUUAUAACUUGACAACAUUUCUGUGAAUAUAAACGAAUGUAAACAACCAGUGAUGUCUCUAUAAUGUCAGCUGGUGUUUUUUUAGGGGAUUAAAGUCGAUGAUCGGACCGUAAGGCAGCCUCGGUGCAGCGUCCGAUCCGAUCGUUGUUGAUGUUUACUCAUUUGAGGAUAAUGGGAUAUUUCCCCCUAUUGAGCAUGCAUCUGAGGCUUUGUCGCGUUGAUAGACCGCAAUCCAACCUCUCACACCGCCUUGUUUAAUAAUGGUGACAUCUAUGUAGAGCACGGGAGGACGAGCUCUUUUGUUUUGAUAGAUCCAGCAGCUGACACGCUAAACCCCCUGUCGCGGAGCAGCUGGCCCGGAGCGCAGAUGAGGAUGAUGAUGAUGAUGAUGAUGCUGAGGCUGUGGAGAUGAGUGGUAUUAAUAGGAGAGCUUGAGAGUCACACAGGCUUUCACUGUCGAGACCGGGGGGCUUUGGUGGAGAGUCGGUGGACCGGGCUGGGGGGGCUUUUGUAUCCAAACUGCGCAGUUGGGAUAAAAACAAGGAUUUGCUGUUUACCAGAGAGGCAACAUGGACGUGCUGCAGGUUCUGAAUUUGGGCGAAUUUGCCCAAAUUUUCUCUAAAAUGGGAAUGUUUCCUGUGUUUGAUCUGGCGUAUUACAUCGUGUCCAUCCUCUACCUCAAGUAUGAGCCAGGUCAGUGCACUUCACACUUUUGAGUUUGCUUGGAGUGAGUAAGGGUAUAUGCCUGACAGAUGUGAUAAGGUGUAAUGUGUGUUGUUUUGGGAGGUUGACACAUAUCAAGACAUAUGAAACAUCGGAAGGCAGAACUUAAGCCACUAACUAUGUCGAAAGUAUCUUUUGAAAUGUCUCAAGAAAGCAAAGCUGCCUGCCACAGGAAGUUGCUCCUCUGUUUUACAGUGGUCUUACAUCCCUAUAGGGACUUUCUGUUGCUGUUAUCUUUAUCCUUAUAAAGCCUGACCUGUUACAUAAAUGAAGCUGGAGCACUUGCAGCUCCAGCUUACUUGCUUGCUUGGUUGUGAGGGGAAUCUUUGUAGUUGCAGCAGUCUGACCUCAUUUACACCGAGGAAAUCACUGAACCGGAUUAAACCACUCAGCUUUGGGUAAAGCCUGAUUUUUCCAAGAUCUGACUCCUUUGAGCAACAGAGCUUGAGGAGGCUGAAACUUGAGAGAAAGCCUGUGCAUACCAGUGACUUAGGCAAUAAAUAGAAGAUCCUGAAAUAGACAGUGUCAGUGGGCCUUUGAAGCCCUUCUGCUGCACACUUAUAGCCUGCUCUGGUGGGUGCCUGAUAUGUACAUUGAAUGUUUAACAUGUAUAAAGCAGUUCAGGAUGACCUUAAUGUUCCUUGGUGUUUGUACCUCUUAAAAGAAGUCCACCUUCAAGAGAAGUUCACCCUGUAGUUGUGGUGUCAGUUGAACCUUCAGUGAAGCUGGUAGAAGAACCAGACGUAUCUAAACCUCAUAACACACUAUUAUAAAAGUGUACAAGGCGUCUAUUCCCAUCAGUUUGGGGUUAAACUGCGCUUAAGUGGACUUGUUUCAGCUUUGACAAACAAAUAAAGGUUUAAAUGGAGAUUAAAUUUGUGUGGUUGAAAACAAUUCAUUCAUAUCAUCAAAUUUGUACCAUGCCCUCAAAAUGAAACUCUAAUGACUCAAAAGUAUGUUCACAAUUGCUAUGGAGUUCUGUGGUUCUGGAGGAAUUGUACCAAAUCUAAUAUUUUAAUCUCAAGCCUAACCAAUAUUCACGGGCCUUCCAUAGCCCACCACUAUCUCUGCUUGAGGACAUCCUUAAACUUAGACCAAACAGCUGGAGAUUGAGUUGUUUUCAGGAUGAUGUUAUGAUAAAAAAAGUGUGUGGCUCAGGUUCUGUCGCAAGCUUUUUACUUAUAUAUAAUUCAGCACUGUAAAGUUAGCACACCACAGUCUCAGUCCAAACUUUGUCAGGUUAAGUUUCUAAAGUAAGCCCGGUCAACUUUUGCUGCCCAUGUAUGAUAGUGAAUAUUUAAGUAUAGAUCUGGUAUUGUAUGUAUUUUAUGCCGGAGAAUCAAGGAACUGUGUGUAAAACUCUGUUACCUUGUUUUUGUUAUCCGAGGUGUUUGGCUGACUUGAAGCUUUUGCUAGCCAACCUCACACUCUUUAAAAAAACAGAUGAGAGAUCUUGCUCUGCUGUAUCCAGUUUGAGCCAUCAUUAAACAAACCUCCACCUGUCAGAGCUGCAUCCGCUAAAUGGUUCUUUGACAGUCACAGCUAUUGUGCCUUGCUGAGUUAAGUGAGCACAUGGAUAAAGUUGUAUAUAAGGUGUAUUAUCAGCUGUUCAGGAGGUUUAAGGUGUAAAAGGAUUUGAAACUGAAUGAAUGUCUUUACUUUGUAUCAAACAAGGAGGAAUAAAGAGGCAAAGAAACACUAACCAAGCUGGUUGUUAAGUACACAUCAUAGUGCAUGUUUGCUUUAGUGCGUUACCUUACCUAAGGCUAAGAGUAGCAUGUGGCUACAAACGAUGACCUCGUGACCAUAAGCAUUUCUCUGACAUCAUAUCUGAGGAAAUUUUACAGUCAAAUGUCUUUGCCUGCCAACAUUUGCAAGAUCAUUUAUCAUUCACCGCCCCUAUUUGUGGCUGAGUGGAGAGUCCAUGUUCACAGUCCAUGUUAGAGGAGAGCAUGAAUGAGAUCUUAGGGGUCGACAUGGGCGGGGAAGGAGGGACAAGUGUUAGGGUUAAAGGUUAAGGUAGUUCUUACAGUGUACGGGCGGGAGAAGCAGUUGGGCAGAAUAUAUUUAUAGGGCGACAUUUCUCAGUGUCAUAUUGCUCACAAUCCGAGCACCAGUCACCAUGACACCCUCCUCCACCUGUUGUUGGAGAUUUGUGCCGUGAAGCAGCCGUGUUCUGUUCAAGUGUCAGUUUACUCAACGUCUCCAACAGUACUUGGAGACUGUACAAUCUCACCCUCAUAAACACUUAAAUACCUUUAUACUCUAUCAUUUGCACAUUGAAACAGAGCAUUUAUGUUCUUCUGUGAUCAUGUGUUUCACUAAUUUCAUACAACAUCAUCGAAAUGAUUGUUUGCAGGAGGAAAAUGUGAGACGUCUAUUUAAACCUUUAAUUUGGUACAUGCAUUGUCUUGAGUUCUGCCCAUCCCAGUUAGAAAUGUCAUGUGUAAGCUUACUAGCUGGUUUCCUAAUCUGUGAGGUUUUUUAAUGCGUCAGAUGGCGAACAGUCAGCUUGUUUCUUGUCCCUUUGUUUUGUUUGUUCUAGCAGAAAAAGUUAGGUCCAGUGUUCAGGAUUUUGUGGCAACAAACUGUGAGAUUGUAACCAACGGACAGCCAUGCUCUUAAAGUCAGCCACUCCCACUUCAUGUGUGGGAGAAUUUUGAAAGUUUGUCCUUUCUGGGCUACUGUAGAAAUGUGGAAAAGCAACAUGACAGACAGCUUGCUCUCUCUGUAGCCGGAGGGGUGGAUUUAAGUUAAUGAAAACCAGCAGUGCUUAUUUAAAGUCAGUAUAAACAACAAGUUAUCAAAACAAAAUGAUGGUUGUAAUAUCUCACUGAAUAAUAUUUAAUCCUUAAUAUUUGCUCUCAGCAGAGUCACACAGUUAGAUACAGAUGUGAUCCCUCUAUCCAGGAUUUUACACAGAGUAGAAAUUGAAAUACAAGAGACUGGUAAUUAUUGUUAAAGGGAUCAAGAUGAAGGUAAAGAACUGAUUUAGUGAGUAAAAAGGUUAAUUUAUUCCUCGGUCUUUGACUCUCAAAAUCUUAAAUAGUAUUUUCCAUCGACAUAUUUGUUCUUGAUAUCUGGAUACAAAUAUGCUCCUGCAACAUUGAAAUCACACUGUGCUUAUGAUUCAAUGAAUCAUUUGUUGAGUCUGUAAACUGUCAGCUCAUACAUCGGUGAAGGAGCCUUGAGACAAUAUUAGUUCAUGAUAAAUACACAGAUUAUCAGGGCGUGAACUGAAAGGGUUUACUGGGCGUGGGACUAAGAUACAGCACAUGGACACAUAAGGGACCCCCUGAUAGGGGCUUUUUAAGGUCACCACUAACAGUUUGGCCUCGGACAAACCCAAGUUAAGUUAUUCUUUCGAACCAAAUUUUGUGAGAGAGGAUAGCUCAAAGCUUUCCAAAGAGGGCUAAUUAUGACAUUAUGAUAGAGCAACAUUAUGAGAGGAGUGAGAGUUUUACCACACAACAUUCUCAAAUGAAUCUAAUCAAACAACUCAAUCCAUUUAACUCUAAUUAAAUUUUAAAUGAAAAGAUAAGCGCUUUAUAAUUAUUCCAAAACAACUCAGAGGCAUGUGUUGAUAUCUUUUUGGUGCUACAGCCAGGAGGAAUCAAGGCUUGAAAUGACAAGCUUCUCAGAUCCUUUGCUCUCUGUGAAUAGUCAUUGUGUGAUGAUAGUGUGUAUUUCUUCUUCAAACAUUUCCAGGCUGGUUUUGAUGCAACUUGACGGCUGAUGUUUGCUGAAAACCAAACAUAUAUUUACCGAGUUUAUAUCUCUGAAAAAGACUCACUCUUAAUAUUGUACAACAGUAUCACAGGCUGAAAGUCUGAAAGUAGUCGAGUGUUUGUCAGUAUUUAUAUUUUGUUCACAUCCUUGAUAAAUGAGCAAAUGAAAAGACUAACAAUGAAAAUAAAGAGGGAAAUUGGGCUGUAUCUCACAGAAAGACAUGUUAGAUUACUCAUAAGCUUUUUUCUGUACAUGCUGAUGCUGCUGGAAUUUUAAUUUCUUUGAGGGAACCUUCCUAAAAGAAACAAGAUACUUAACAUACUAAUCUAAUCUAGUGUGUUAAGUAUCUUGCCAUUUUGUUGUUUUCAGAGCACAGCUGCCAAGUGUUAAUAUUAGCCUUUAUCAACUUCCUAACCAGUGGGAGUGGAUUGACACUUAAACACUGCUGGUGUCUGACCAUAGUGAAUGGGUUAUGUUGUUUAAUCUUGAUAUCUGACCAGAAUGUCUUAAAGGAUUUUUCUAAAACUGAAAUUAAACAAGCAGAGAUGAGUUUUAAUGCUUGUCAAAUCCUGAAUUUCUACUGCUCAUAACCUUGAGCUUACCAGUUAGAGGUAAAAACAGACUUUGAGCUGAUCUCAGAGGACAAUGGCGUCCAUGUAUGUUGUUAAUACCCUUCAGCUUUUCUGUCCCUCACGACUCCCCCUUUUCUGUGUUGCAGGUUCAGUGGAGGUUUCUCGCAGGAGUCCGGUGGCCUCCUGGCUCUGUGCCAUGCUUUACUGUUUUGGUAGUUACAUCCUAGCAGACAUCAUGCUUGGAAGCAGCCCCAUCGACUAUUUCCAACACAACAGUCACAUCCUGCUGGCCUCAGCUGUAUGGUGAGAAAACCCCCCGUGAAAAAAAGUUCACUCAAACUUGAAAAUUAUCUUUAAGUGAUACUUUUUUUUACCCACUGUUAUAUAGAUGUCUAAAAAACACAAUGAGAUUCAUGUGACUUCUAUUCAAAGCUCUUUUGAGAGACUUUCAGUUUGUGUUAAUUUGACAAAAAACUAAUUAAUCUGACUUUUGAUUGUCAAUUAUUGUGAAUAUUUUAGGUGUAAAAUGUAAAAACAGCUGUUUCUUGAAUCACUUGAAUGACACCUACAUUCUCGCACAGGCUCUUGGCACUAAAGUUAUAAUAUAAAAAUUUACAUUAUGUGGAUGAUAGUCUUGUUUGUUUUUCAUAAGCAUAUCAUUUAUCAAUAUAUUGAUCAUAAAAAUGGCAUCAAUGUGAAUUUAAGCUAGUUUUCAAGUCCUUUAAGGAGCUUUAAGACCGGCCAUCAUGCCCAGAGGACACAGUGGCUUGUUUAUUAUCUCCUGUCUUAAAGAAGAACAACUUUUAAAGGAUCAGUUCAGUCUGAUUUCAAAGUAUGUUCCCCACAAAUCACGAUCUUCACGUAGUUGAAAAAAUGAUCUGUUGAGGAACCAUGUCGCAGUCAGUUCGAAGAAUUUAGGCCUUCUUUUCCACACCCUCUUAAAAUAUCAAUUUUAUUCCCCUUUUUCUCUCUAUGUCUGUUCCUUGUAAACUCAGGUACCUCAUCUUUUACUGCCCUCUGAACCUCUUCUAUAAGUGUGUGGCUCUCCUGCCUAUCAAGCUGGUGUUGGUCGCUUUGAAGGAAGUCGUCCGCACUCGUAAGAUCGCCGCAGGUGUUCACCAUGCCCACCAUGCUUACCACCACGGCUUCUUCAUCAUGGUCAUCGUGGGAUAUGUCAAAGGUUUGCAUCACUGUUUCAUGUAAUUGUAGAAGUUGUAUUUGUUGGACCAGUGUUGAAGCUUGUAGGGUUUGUUGUUUGGUUGCGUGUUGCUCGCUUGUGCCAGCAGUCUGUGCAGCCCGCUCUGGCAGCCGCUCUUUCAAUGGACAGCUGCAUUCAGCGAGGGACACCCCCAGGAAACUACACAGAGGAGACAUUUACACACGGAUGAAUGACACAUGUUCAUGCCAGUGUGCACAUGUGUUGGUCAUUCAUGGUAAAGUGAGACAGCACACGUGUUCACAGUCAUCAGGCCUCAUGGUGAAGCUGAGAAUCAUUGACUUCAAUUAGAGUUUUUUGAAAUGUUGGGAAUAAAUUCAGGGUCUCUUCAGCUCAGUUUUUGAAAUUUGAUGUAAUCUCUUAAGUUAAAUGUGUUUAAAAAGUGUAAGUUAAAGAGACACAAUCAAAUGAAUAGUCGUGUAAACCCGCCUCCUGAUUUCCUGAUUUCCUCCAGACAUGCAUGAGAGGAAAAAAUCUGGACCGGAUAAGAGCAACAAGAGGAGACACACACUUUUUUGUCCUCAUUUUUUUCUUCCGCUGUCUAUUUUUAUUCCUGCAGGCUCUGGGGUGGCUCUUAUUUCCAAUUUUGAGCAGCUGCUGCGUGGUGUGUGGAGGCCCGACACCAAUGAGAUCCUCAACAUGUCAUUGUAAGUCUGUGUGUCCUGCUGCUGAUGGAAGAACACACUCAUGACUGCUCCACCACGAAACAUUUAGAGACGAAACUAGCCUGAAGGAAUAAUGUGACUGAAAUGAGGCACAAAAGAGGUUUUUCUUUUUUACAACACAGGAGGUUUGUUGAAGUUACUUUAAAAAAUAUUAGGGCUAGGGCGCUCUCUAGUGGCAAUUUAAAAAAAGGCACUUUAGCAGAUAUGUCAGGUAAUAAUCCAUCACUUCCAUUUGUGGUAAUUUCAGCAUAAAAAGGAACAAUUAGGCUAAAGUAAAAAUAUUUAAGUGAAAAAUCAAACCUUAAAAGCCUCUGAAAAUAGUUUUAAUUUUUGUGCGACCUUACAAAGCAAAUAAGAGCAGUGGGCAGUACACUGAAAAAAAUAAAUAAGAUUUACUUAAAAAACAUAUUGUAACUAUUUACACACAAAUGAUUAAAGUUAAUGUAAUGCUGCUUUAUCAAGUAACACUUACUUGCCAGUAUCAAGUAAAUUUUACUUUCCAUAACACAUAACUGUGUGAAGAUAUUAACUAACAUUUACUUAAUUAAACAAAUUAAGUAAAGUCUACUUGAGGUUCACGGGCAGGAACCUCAUUUUACUCAAAAUUUUAAGUACAUUUUAUAUCUCUGUAGUAUUUGCUGUUAUGAAGUAAGUCAGUAGAUAUUAAUUCUUUUCUUGUGCUUGACAUUUUCAGAGUAAAGUUUUUGUAGUGUUUGUAGGUUUAUGUAAAUACAACUAUUCAACAUUUAAAUAGUGUAAAGAAACCAAAGUAAAACAUACUCUUCCCCCACACUUCAUGUAUUACGUUAAAAAAUGUUUAAUUUUACUUAAGAAAUUCUAGUUCUUACUGAGUCUUAAAAAUACAAGGUAGAAAUUAUGAUAGUUACUCUAAUAGAGUUUACUGCACCAAAAAGUCACUUUUUUCAGUGUAGAAUCAGUUUUUCCAUCCAGUGAGUUUUCAUACCUGCUACAGAUACCACCAGGCUGCUGUUAGAUGAGGCUUUUAAUGGCACAUGGGUCUAAAGUGCUUUGUUUACAUGAUUUAUGGAUAAGAUUCACAAUGAGUGACUCUUAAAAGUAAAAACAAAGCAGAGUUUGAUUUGUAUUUAGAGAAGACAACUUAGUUUUACACAGGACUGGUCCAGGAAAGAGUCAAUACUACUGCCCUCAGGGGUUGCAGAAAUUAACCAUUACAAAAGUUUUCAUUAUUAGCUUUAAAAGCAAAAAGGACAUUUUAAGAUGCAAUUUGUCCAGAGAAGAGGGAAAGAUUUGUUAAACUGAGGUAUUUUCUUUUCUUCGAUCUGUGAGGAUUUUCAAACUUUGAUCAGAUUAAUAAUGUUGUUUCUCUCUGCAGCCCGACCAAAGCCAGUCUGUAUGGAGCCAUCCUCUUCACCAUGCAGGAGGCCCACUGGCUGCCAGUGUCCAAACCUGUCCUCAUCCUUGCCUUCACCCUCUUCAUGGCCACAAGCAAGGUGAGUUCAGCGCUGCAGCGGGGAGAGUUUCAUUGCUGCAGUGUUGCUUUCCUGAUAUGGCUCAAGCUUGAUACUUUGAAUAGAUGUGGAUUUCAUUAUUUCGAAGUUAGAGGUUUGGUGACCAGAGCUUUCUCCUGUUUCAUCCUCAGGUGGUGAUGACUGCCCGCCAUUCUCAUGGCUCCCCCUUUGCUCUUAUUGAGUCCUGGAUUUGCCACUUUCUGUUUGGCUCCCCUGUUGGUGGAUCUGAGGAAGACCAUCACGCUGCCGCCGCUGCCCCAUCUUCACCUCUGAAAACCAAGGAGGAGCUGAGCGAAGGCACUCGCAAGAGGAAGGCUAAGAAAGCAGAGUAGGGCACCGUGUUGCAACAUUAAAACUGUAUCUGACUCGGCCUCAACUCGAUGGGACUUCCCAUUCGUUACCAGGGAAAAGGGUAGUUUGAUGUUUUACCGAAUGAAACCUUUUUUUAAUAGAAAAAAAAAUGGUGCUUUCUGCAUUUUACAUAGCACAAAGACUCUGUAAAUACCAUGGCAAAUGUUUCACACUUCAACCCAACCUGGACAUUUUGAACCUAUUUAUUUAUGUGUUUGUGAACAUCUGCAGCUGUGCUCAACACUGUGUGGUGAUCCAUGUUUGUGUCAGGAUGACCUCUGCUCCACAUCAGUCGUUGUGUUCCCACUCACCCUUAUUUUGCCUUGGAAAGUAUUUUGAAAUUUAGCCGACCAUCAAUCAGAAAUUCAAAUGUGGAUAAAGCAAUUUUGAAAGAAUAUUGCUGCUUUUUACACUGAGAGGAGAAAACAUCAUGUCUUUCAAUAAAACCAUGAGAAACAUUG
Molecule: messenger RNA, 9349 nt
Organism: Xyrichtys novacula (pearly razorfish)
Lineage: Eukaryota; Metazoa; Chordata; Actinopteri; Labriformes; Labridae
Source: the annotation of a GenBank genome assembly